AUGGUAUUGGUGGAGGUGGACCCAAUUCAGAAGAAUCAGAAGAAUCAGAGGGGGAUUGACGAUCUUAUCGAGGAGCUGGUUCGGCACCGGGCAUGGAAAUAUACAUUUCUGGUCCUGUCUAUCUGUAUCACUCAGUUUUACUCCUCUACCAGUGCCUACCUUACUUCAUUCGCAGGAAUUGAUCCGGAGCCUGGCGACAUUUGGUCCUGCAAAUCCGAAAAAUGCAAGUCUAUGACGACUGCUAAUCCCACAUUACUAGAAGAAUUUCCUUGCGACAUCACCAAAAUUGUGGAUGGCAACGUAGAGUUGGUUUUUGAACCGUCGGACAUAAUAUGGCAUCUUGAGCGCACCUCAUUUUCAGCAGAGUUUGAUUUGUACUGCGAUGUUGGAUCCCGAAGUGCACGAAAAACACUUGUAGCCUCCAUGUUCUUCGUAGGAUCUCUGUUUGGACUCAUAGUUGGAGGUUACGCGUGGGACCAUAUCGGGAGAGUGAGGGCAGCGAUGUUUGCUAUUUGUAUCACAAUCGUUGCGCAUCUGUUGGGAACGUGGUGCCAUAAUUACGGUUUCCUCCUUGCGAUCAGAUUCUUCACUGGUUUCGGAGAUUUCAUGACUUACACUGGAACAUACAUACUACAAAUGGAACUGACGUCAGUCAAGUACCGAACCCUUGUUAAUGCUCUUGUCUGUAAUCUUCACGUAUUUGUGUUUCUGAUCGAGUCACCGCGGUUUCACCUCGUCAAUAACGAUAUGGAAGCAGCAAAGAAGUCGUUGAAAGCGCUAGCUGCUCUAACUACAGCUAAUCUGGACGUAGAUGGAAUUGAGAUUAUAGAUACGGAGAAGGUGAAUGCAAGGGAACAGACUGCCAUCCAGCAGCUGAAAGACCUGUGGACUUACCCUGUACUUCUUAAGGAGGGCCUAUGCCUGGUACCUCUUUGGUUCUUCAUCACCUUGUUCUACUACGGGUUUAACUUUGCAUGUGACAUGAUUCUGCCUUGGAACCUUUACUCUGGAUAUCUGAUGGCAGCAGUUGGAGAGACUAUAGCGUGUCUGAUUACCAUACCAGUGGUACAAUGGAUGGGAAGGAGAAGGGCCAUGAUUAUCUUCCAGAUUCUUUCGGCCCUGGUGUUCCUGAUUGCAGUAGCGGAUGUGGAUUUAGGCAACGAUUGGGGAUUGGAUAGUGUUUGUUCUCUGGUAGGUUUGACGAUCGUUACCGGGAAUUUUUAUAAUAUCUACCUGUGGACGUCAGAGCUUGCUCCGACAUCUCAUCGAGGGUUUGCUUUCACUAUUGGGUCAGGAGCUGCUAAGUUUGGAGGCUUUGCCGGACCCUAUAUCUUCAACAACUUGGGUCCAGCUACAACUAGAGCAGUUCCCUGGAUUCUCCUCGCUGUCCUUUCGCUUCUCUGUGCUUUGGCAGCAUUUUUCUUAGUUGAGUCGGCAGACAAGGCGAUAGUUAAUGUACCCGAAGAAGUUAAGGAGAGAAGAAAGGACUUCAGAUAUAUGAUCUAG
Messenger RNA from Bolinopsis microptera, 1506 nucleotides. Its product is annotated as solute carrier family 22 member 15-like. Gene Ontology annotation, molecular function: transmembrane transporter activity. The record is from RefSeq and is a predicted model, not a curated record. The transcript has 3 exons. Gene Ontology annotation, biological process: transmembrane transport. Gene Ontology annotation, cellular component: membrane. Bases 1 to 1506 code for a protein of 501 amino acids. Lineage: Eukaryota; Metazoa; Ctenophora; Tentaculata; Lobata; Bolinopsidae.